AUGGAGACGGACCUUGUGAGCUAUCUGUCCCCUGGCGUGGCAUCGUCUCUGAAGGCUCCGGUGCUGCCCACCAAGCCGCUGCGUACAACAUCAGCACUGGCUGACCUGCUGAAAGACUUAGACGAGGGAGAGGAGAUCAAGUCUGAGAACAUCUCUGAGUUAAGAAGGACCGCUGAUCUCUCCCUCCGCGUCACCAAAGAGACCGCUCGCGCCAUCGGACGGUCCAUGGCAGCAAUGGUGGCGGCGGAGAGGCAUUUGUGGCUGACCCUCUCAGAUAUGAGAGAAAAAGACAGGGUCUGCCUCAUGGACGCCCCGCUUGCACCUUCUGGCCUGUUUGGCGACACCGUCAAAUCGAAGCCCGCAGCAAAGAAGCCCGCAGCCAAGAAACCUGCCGCCGCUAAGAAGCCCAAGACCGCAGCAGCGAAGAAGCCCGCCGCUAAGAAAUCUCCGAAGAAGGCCAAGAAACCCGCUGCUAAAAAGGCAACGAAGAGCCCCAAAAAAGCAAAGAAACCAGCGACUCCUAAGAAAGCAGCCAAGAGCCCUAAAAAGACCAAGGCAGCCAAACCCAAGACGCGAAUGUCGCGUAAUGUUGCAUUUGGACGUUAUUGA
This is a messenger RNA of Sinocyclocheilus rhinocerous, 609 nucleotides long. Its product is annotated as histone H1.03-like. The coding region runs from base 1 to 609 and encodes 202 amino acids. The transcript has 5 exons. The record is from RefSeq and is a predicted model, not a curated record. Lineage: Eukaryota; Metazoa; Chordata; Actinopteri; Cypriniformes; Cyprinidae.